Molecule: messenger RNA, 3627 nt
Organism: Metarhizium robertsii ARSEF 23
Lineage: Eukaryota; Fungi; Ascomycota; Sordariomycetes; Hypocreales; Clavicipitaceae
Product: C2 domain-containing protein
Exons: 3
Coding region: 1-3627 (1208 amino acids)
Molecular function (GO): lipid binding
Source: RefSeq, a predicted model, not a curated record
AUGAACGUCGACGAUCACGUCAUGCCUUCGGGCCAACAUUACAGCGCGAGCAAUCGCGUCCCUAAUAUCCAGCAAUUUAUGGACCAGCUUGAUGCAGAAAAGAAGGAGAGAGAUGCCGCCAUAGACUCCCAGCUAAAGGCAAACAGGUUGCACAAAGAAGUUGAAGCCCAUACUGGCUCUGAGAAACCACUAAGGAAAGACUUGCGAACCGUACGAGACCCUGUCACAGGCAAAGAUGUUCAGAUUCGGGACGCGAAGACGGAUUUCAAAGAAGCCGUUGAAAACCCCCAGUUGUCCAUUCCCAAUGAGAAUUUGGGCAAGGAGGCCACCAUUGCUACGUCCUCAACGCAGUCCGGCGAGGAGUACCGGUAUGCGCAGGAUGUCACCGCCCCCCCGGAUCCUGUUCAAGAAGGUUCCACUUCCGACGUGCCGAUAAGGAGCGAGAAAACAUCCGUUCUAUUCUACAAGACACCCUCCGUCAGCUACGAGCCCAUGUUUGCCACGUUGGAAAGGAAAGGCAACGUGCUGUGCGCCGGCAUCUUCGUCUCUGUCAUCGUUGUUGGCAAGUUCUUCGGCGGACGGCUGCUGGGCCUUGUUCCCCUGGGCUUUUGCAUUGCCUCGGGCGUGUUCCUGUGGAUAAAGGAUCUCAUUCGCCAAGGGCGGGAUCUUGAGUGGUCUAGCGAGCAAGAACGAGGCGAGACUGCGACUGUCAACCUCAUCCCAGAAUCUGUGGAAUGGAUGAAUACCAUGAUUGGGCUCAUGUGGGGGUUGAUUAACCCCGAGAUGUUUGCCUCUGUUGCUGACACGUUGGAGGACGUCAUGCAAGCCUCUGUCCCGGGCAUCGUGGAAAAUGUGCGAGUCGCCGAUAUCUCCCAAGGCAGCAAUCCAAUCCGGAUUCUCAACAUGCGAGCUUUGCCAGAUAGUCAUGUAAAGGAUAUCAAGGACGAAAUCCACAAGGAAAACAAGAAGAAAAUGGACAAAGACGAACUCGCUGCAAUUGAGCACGCUGGGGAAUUUUACAACAUGGAAGUGUCCAUUGCAUACCACGCCAGGCCUUCGGGCGAGGAUGUUGCAUCAAAGGCCAAGAACAUGGGCAUGCAGCUUGUCUUCUACCUCGGCAUCAAGGGUCUGUUUGGCGUUCCCCUUCCCAUUUGGGUCGAGCUCGUUGGUCUCGUUGCCACUGCUCGCAUCCGAUGCCAGUUAACUCCCGACCCGCCAUUCUUGAAGACUGUGUCCUUCACGCUGAUGGGGGUCCCUCACGUCCAGGCUGGCUGUACGCCCAUGAUUGAAAAGGGUGUCAACAUCUUGAACCUCCCCUUGAUCUCCAAUUUUGUGAACUGGGCCAUCGGUGCUGCAGCAUCCAUGUAUGUGGCGCCAAAGAGUAUGACGCUUGACAUGAGCAAAAUGUUGCAAGGCGAUGACAUUAAGAAAGAGACCCAAGCGCUGGGAGUCAUGUUCAUCCGAAUUCAUAAAGCUACUGGACUCAGCAAACAAGAUCAGAGAGGUAGCAAAGGCGGCGGUUCUGACCCGUACAUCACCGUCAGCUGGAGCAAGUUUGGGAAACCUCAGUUUUGCACCCGCGUCAUCCAAGAUGACCUCAAUCCUGUCUUUGAGGAAACAUGCGGCCUUCUGGUGACCAGUGACCUCAUCAAGGCAGAUGAACAGCUAUCAAUGGAGCUCUGGGACAGCGACCGAUCUUCAGCUGAUGAUGUUGUUGGCAAGGUAGAACUCAGCAUUCAAAAGCUCAUCCAGCAUCCUGGAAAGAUGUUCCCCCAGAUUUCAAAGCUUCGUGGAGUCAAGGCCGACAGCACUAUGCCGGGUGAACUUCACUGGGAAGUUGGCUUCUUCGGCAAGACGCAGUUCCGCAAGGCUCUUCGUACCCACGGAAAGGACUUGAAGCUGCCCAAGGAACUCGUCGAUAAGGCCGAAUUUCAGGAGGAAAAGGGUACCAUCACCAACGAACAAGAGGAUGCCGUUGUGCAUACUCCUCCUGAUCCUCUCUGGCCUUCGGGUAUCCUUAGCGUCGUCGUCCACCAAAUCGUCGGCCUCGAGCUUGCUAAUAUCAAGGGGUCGGAUGGGAAGCGCAAAGGCAAGGAGUACGAGCCUGCUCGACCCGAGGCGGGUGAGGUAAAGGAAGAGCAAAGUCGAAAACUCCCCAGUUCGUAUUGCACUAUUCUUGUUAAUGAUGAUUUGGUAUACAAGACACGUGUAAAGGUGGUGUCAUCUCAGCCCAUCUUCAACGCUGGUACAGAGAAGUUUAUCCGAGACUGGAGGUCUAGCGUGGUCACUGUUUCGGUGCGAGAUUCUCGUAAUCGUCAGCACGACCCCUUGAUUGGCGUCGUGCCGCUAAAGCUGUCAGACAUCUUGCAGACGAGUAGUGAAUCAACCCGAUGGUACCCCCUUGACGGAGGCAUUGGGUUCGGCCGUAUCCGAAUUUCUAUCCUCUUCCGCUCAGUUGAACUCAGGCUUCCACCCCCUCAGCUCGGUUGGGAUAUUGGAACCUUUGAGUUCCUGUCCGAAGCGAUUACAACGACUGGAUACGCUCCCGUUUCCAAGGUCAAGCUCAGGCUGAGAACCGGAGGGUCCUCCGCAAGUGUUAAGCGACAGUUUUCCACAAGGGACGCUGAUGGCCUCAAGAUUGAUAUUUCUGGCAGUCAGGAUGGCAAGAUCAUGCGUCUCCCGGUUCGCCAUCGAUACAGAUCGCCAAUUUUCAUUGAAUUUUAUCCAGCGGGGAGCCGACACGCAGAUGCCUACGCCGCCUUGUGGCUGCUGGAGCUUGUGGACGGCGAAGAAAGGGACUUUGAUGUGCCGAUUUUCAAGUGUGACAACAGCGUCCGCCUUUCGCAGAACUACAUCACCCAGGAGAACUACAGGGAGAUUCCAGAUACGUACAUCGAACAAGUCGGCAGAGUCAAGUUCAGGGGCCGCUUUUCCGCAGGCACAGAUUCUGACCACAUCCGGUUUGUCAGCGACAACGACUCCAGGGAGACAAUCGAAAGCUGGGAGGCCUGUUACGCGGAGGGCGUCAGACAACAGGAAGUCCGCGCCGAGGUGCCCCCGCUUGUGCAAAAGCUGCACGACCAGUCGCUCACCCAGGGCCGUGAUGUCCUCGCGCAGGCCGACGACAAGGAGAAGGAGAGGUGGAUGGCCAAGGAUGGCACCGACUGGAGCGGAGCGUUCGGACAAGACCCAAAGCAGCUUAUGGCUCGACGAGCUGAGGAUCAAGGAGACGGUGAAGAGUACGAUGACUUUGAUGAGGAUGGGGAUUAUGACGAUAACGAUGACGACGACGACGACGACGAUAAUCCCAACCUUGGUAUCCACGACGCGGCAUCAGAGCCGUCUCACCCGUCUGAGGGCAGUGAUGCUGCCCGUCAGUCCAUGGACACGGAUAUCACGAGUGGUAGCGGCGCCUCCCAGACGGGUAGCAGCAAGAAUCCGUACAAGACUUACAAGGAUUACAAGGGCCAUAGCAGGGAUUUGCAUCGCAAGCACAGAGGCUUGAUGCAGUGGCGUCCGAUGCGCAACGUCCAGUUUGCCAAAGACGAGGCCAAGUUUGCCUUGAGAAAAGUCACUAAGCUCGGGGCACUUGAUGGUCGUGAACCGGAUGUGGAAACCGAAGUCUGA